Spea bombifrons (plains spadefoot toad) is the source of this 2925-nucleotide messenger RNA. It is a transcript of the gene CAPRIN2, whose product is annotated as caprin family member 2. Gene Ontology annotation, cellular component: cytoplasm. The transcript is spliced from 20 exons. Lineage: Eukaryota; Metazoa; Chordata; Amphibia; Anura; Pelobatidae. Gene Ontology annotation, biological process: positive regulation of canonical Wnt signaling pathway. The record is from RefSeq and is a predicted model, not a curated record. Bases 4 to 2898 code for a protein of 964 amino acids. Gene Ontology annotation, molecular function: signaling receptor binding.
GCAAUGGUACAGCUUUCUCCCUCCAGUCCCCAAGGUUGCGGGGAGCACCAGCUGGCCAAGAAUGCUGAGGACAUUAAGAGCCAGGGAGGUGUCAGCCCGCUGCAAACCUCCAUCUCGUCGGCCUUGUCGCCCCUUCAGGCCUUUGAGACGUACUUGGACAAUGGACUGGUUAGCUUGAAGCACAAGAUCAGAAACAUUGAGAAAAAGAAGGUUAAACUGGAAGAUUACCGAGAGCGCUUAAGCAGUGGAGAAACUCUUAAUCAAGACCAAUUGGAGGCCGUUGAGAAAUACGAAGAGGUCCUUCACAACUUGGAGUUUGCCAAGGAACUCCAGAAAACAUUUUCUGUUUUGAACCAAGAUUUAUUGAAGGCGCAGAAGAAAGCCCAAAGACGAGAGAAUCUGUUAAAAAUUGAAGUGGAAAAGAAGAGACUGCGAGCUGUUCUGCAGGUCCAGUACAUGCUACAGACUUUCAGCCAGGAUCAUGUACAGAAGGACUUCAAAGAUGGGUCAAAUGGGGCCAUGUAUAUUUCACCUAAAGAACAUGAGUACCUUUCUAAGUUCUCCAAACUUGUUUGUCCCAAGAAACCACUGAUCAUGAAUCUUGAAGACCAGACGGAUCAAUCCUCCAUCUACUUGUGGAACCUCUUGGAAGGCAGCGAGAAGCCGGUGGCCGGGACAAACUAUAAAUAUUUAAAAGACUUGGUGGCAAGGAUGCUGGAGUGUGGAUACUUUGAUAGUGUACCUGACCCUCCAGAGCCAAAAAAGCCAGAGCCAGUUCCAGAAAGGACCCUGAAGACCAAGGAAGUGAAAACCACCCCGGUCCGGGAUCAAAGUGGAAUAAAUUCUACUCCUGACCCUAAACCAUACAUGGAAUACAUCAAACGGGAUAUUCAGUCUUGUGAGCCAAUUAGAAACUGCAUACAAAAGAUGGAUCUGGUAAAGGAGGCCAAGUCGCUGAGGUCCCUACAUGCCAGCUGCACUAAACCUGAAGGCUUAAAGCCCUGGGGGGCGCAUGCAGACUUGAAGCCACAGGACACAAGGAGAUGGCCAACUCCUCAACCUCUAACUCCGCUCAAGCCAUGGGAGACUGGAAGCAUUGCUCAGACUUGCCCUGCUCCUAAGAAAAUUGAGGCUGAACCAAAAGAGCGACGUGAUCGCGUGCCCAAGGUUCAGGUGGAAGCAAAACCAGCUGCCAACAACGUUAAGGACUCGAAGGUAUCUCAAACACUGAAGAAAAGGGAGGUGCAUCUUACUGUUCAGGAAACCAGCAACUUAUCCUCAGGAUCACCUACGACACAGAGUCACAGGACCCUUCCACAGGUAGGCACAGAGUUCUGUUCCUCGCCAACUCUUCCAAAAGAUCCAGAGCUCAGAAAACAGAAGCUUAAAGAUCUUAUAGAUCAGAUCAAAGGAACGUACAACUUCAUGCAGGAUUCCAUGCUGGAGUUUGAAUUUCCAUCACCAAGAUCAUCCUCUUCAAGACCACCUCUCCAAAGCACCCCAAUAGUGACAACAGAGUUAAGCCGGAUGAGCAAACAAGAUUCUGUUCUGCCUCCUGAGAAGAGCCCAGUUACGCCUACUCCAGAAGAGGAAGUAUUCAGCUCGGAGGAGAUCUAUGUGGCCAACUCGAGUGUCUCUGAGCCGUUACCGGAGAGAGAUCUGACUCCUGUCACCGUGUCCAAUGACCAAUUGGUAUCGCCCAAAACUCAAACCAGCCCUUCAGCAUUACAGAUCCAGCAGGAAGCUCUGCCAAUGUCUCCUCGGUGCACUCCUGUCUCAGUGAGCUCCUCGCCUUUUCAGGGAAUGCAGGCUGUGUUCAAAGUUAAUCCGCCUCUGCCUCUGCGUAAAGAACCUGAGAUGAAGCAUGAAGUGCGGUAUUCUCCAGAGUUCCACCAGACUUUCUCCACCGUGAGCACGCAAACGCUGCCUCACUGCUCCUUGGAUGCAAAUGCUGCAGAACAGAACUUCAUUCAAGAGCCUCUAACAGGAAGCCCGUACACCAGCUCCUCGGUCCACCAGAUGAAUAACGUGACCUGUUACACCUCUUCGCCAAACAUGAUGCCCCGGAUUACACAGCCAUAUGUCACCAGCCGUGGUACCAUCAGGGGCAGCAACAGGGGACGUAUUAUGACUAACGGCUUUCGCUGCCCUACGCCAUAUAAAGGCAACCCCGGGCCUGAGAGCUACCGAGGUGCCCACUGUCCGACUAACGGGAGUUACAUGCACACAUCCUACCCCGGGAGAGAGUAUAACACGGCGCAGUUUGUACCCAGGGAUGGGAACACGCACCUGUGCCACAAGAAACCGGUUACAACAAAUCGGCCCAGCUCAAGAGGGUGGAGCGAGUCUUCCCAGCUCAGCAGUCCAGAAAGAGAUGAGGUCUUCAAUAGCAUUGAUUCGGGACAUGGGGACUCCCGCAGCCUCUCUCCUGCCGACGUGUCUAUGAGCAGCCAGGCUGCCACGCUCUUGCCCGUCCAUGUCUAUCCUCUCCCUCAGCAAAUGAGGGUUGCUUUCUCUGCGGCCAGAACAUCCAACUUCGCUCCUGGGACUCUAGAUCAGCCAAUUGCGUUUGACCUCUUGCUGAACAACUUGGGCGACAGCUUUGAAUUCCAGCUGGGGCAUUUCAUGUGUCCAGUAAACGGCACUUACGUCUUCAUAUUCCACAUGCUGAAGCUAGCCGUCAACGUUCCUUUGUAUGUCAACCUCAUGAAAAACGACGAGGUCCUAGUGUCUGCCUAUGCCAACGAUGGGGCCCCGGACCACGAGACCGCAAGUAACCACGCAGUCUUGCAGCUUUUCCAGGGAGACCAGAUAUGGCUGCGCCUGCACCGGGGUGCGAUUUAUGGCAGCAGCUGGAAGUAUUCGACCUUCUCGGGAUACCUGCUUUACCAGGACUGAAUUUUUUCUGAGGAAAUGUGGGCUGAA